Molecule: messenger RNA, 2010 nt
Organism: Owenia fusiformis
Lineage: Eukaryota; Metazoa; Annelida; Polychaeta; Sabellida; Oweniidae
Source: the annotation of a GenBank genome assembly
ACUGGUAGCAGUAGCUAGUGGUAUAUAUAUUAGCUGGCUGGUCGAUGAACAUGUUGGCCUUGCUAGGUAUUUUCACAUUCGUGAUUGUUUUUCUUCUCCGUCGAUUCUUCGACCCGAAAAAGAGGAUCUUAUCCCAGAUACCCGGUCCCAGAGGAAUACCAUUUCUUGGAAAUGCGCUACAGAUAGAUCCGAUAAAUAUUCACAAGGAUCUCUUGUCAUGGAAGGAGACCUAUGGAGAUAUAUUCAAACUAGACUUUGCUGGCGACCAAGUGGUGGUUUUAAAUAGUCAUGCUGCUAUACAUGAAGCUCUCGUGACAAAAUCAAAGGAAUUUGCAGGAAGAGUUGCAGAUUCGUUUAGGAAUGAAUAUAUGGAAGCUCAUCGUGGUAUAGUGUUUCGUGAUUUCGACAAUGAAUUCGCCAAUGUUAAGAGAGUUAUCCAUAGUGCAGUAAAGAUGUACGAUGACAACAGUGAAAAAGUCAUCCACAGAAUUAAUGCGGAAAUACAAUGUUGCAUGGACAAGUUUAAUGUUUACAAUGAGCGUCCAUUUGAUCCAAAGAAAGAUAUCUAUACGACUCUAAUCAACAUUAUGGCUGAAUUGCUAGCGUCUCAUCGUUUCGAGGACGAUGACCCUAAAUUGAACGAUAUCAUAGAGUACCAGCACGCAGUAUCGGAAGCCCUCUCUGCCGGUGUUGGAGAUGAACUCGAUAUGUUUCCUUGGUUGCGAUAUUUUGGAAAUCAAACGUUCAAGAAGAUGCAAUUUUUUCUAAAAAUGAGGAAUCAGAUAAUUGGCGAAUGGGUGGAAGAACAUAAGAAAUCUUUCAAUAGGGAUGACAUCAGAGACCUCACCGAAGCCCUUCUUAAGGCGAGGGAAGAUGGAGAUGCCACUUUCAGCGAUCAUGUAAUAAUCCUUUUAGUGGAUGACAUGCUUGGAGCAGGCAUAAUAACCACGCAAGUUGUGGUUUCUGCCUACCUGCAGUUGAUGAUACUUCACCCUGAGGUACAGACCCGUCUACAGCAUGAGGUUGAUUCUGUCGUAGGGACAUCUAGGGCGCCAUCUAUCGAGGACAGAGACGCUAUGCCGGUGUUGCAGGCGAAUAUACAUGAAAUAUUGAGAUAUGUGUCACAUGUUCCUAUUGCUGUACCACACAAGACAACUGUAGAUACUUCAGUCGGAGGAUACGAUAUCCCGAAAUCCACACAGGUCUGGAUAAACCUGUUUGCCUUGCACCAUGAUGAAAAGAUAUUUGAUGAACCAUGGAGUUACAAACCUGAGAGAUGGCUAGACGAUUCUGGUCAACUGGUGUCUAUUGAAGAGAGAAAUAAAAUCUUCCCAUUUGGCGCAGGACGUAGAGUGUGUGCAGCGGAACAAUUUGCGAGAACGAGGAUGUUUUUGUUCCUCUCCAAUAUACUACAAAGAUUCACAAUCGUUCAACCUGAGGACGCAGAGCCACCUAGUGCUGACCCAAGAAAUUACACACUGGGAAUCAUACUCGAACCAGGACCAUUUACUAUCAAAGCCAUACCACGCUAAUCUAUUUUAUUUAAUCAGAGAUUCUUCAAGGAUCUUUUGCAAAAUGUUCGUUUCCAUUAAUGAUACAUGAUCAGUUUUCAUUGAAACCAAUGCUACAGAAAUGGAAUUGCUUGAAUUUGAAAGGUUAGCAUAUCUAAAAAAAGAUCUACGAGAUAAAAAAAAUCAAUUUCUGUAAUUAUGCACCCUAUGUCACACCAUGUAACGUAAUGAAAAAACUGUUUUUUAAUAAUGCUAUUCGAUAAUCUAAUUGGAUAUGAACACACUUUAUGCCACAUCUGUCACACCUUCUUUCAAAAGGACCCCGGCCGGUCUAAUGUUUUUUGCAAUGUCUAAAACUUGGUCCCUAGUUGAUUUUGGUCCAUUGUGCAAAAAUAAUGCAUGAUUAUUCAGCCAACAAUGACCUCAUGUAAAUAAAUGAUAUAUCAUUGAAAAUGUAGCUUAAAGACAUGUUAAGCAGAUAAGUAGGUCAGUAUUACAU